GUUUCUCCUGAGUCCGCCACACUCAACUGUAUUUCUAUAUAAUUUCUACCCUCUAGACGUCUGCAUCAUGGACAAUGCAUCCAGCUCGUCGUCUUCAGCCCCAGCUGUCGACAAGAAAAAGCCUGUGGUCAUCAUCACCAUUGGCAUGGCCGGUGCGGGCAAAUCGACCUUCGUCCAGAGGAUCAACUCGUACCUUCACUCCCAAGAACCACCCUCUCCUCCAUACGUUCUGAAUCUGGACCCAGCCGUCACGAGCACCAACUUUGAGCCCAAUAUUGAUAUCAGAGAUACCGUUGAUUAUCAGGAGGUCAUGAAGCAGUAUAACCUCGGACCUAACGGCGGUAUUUUGACCGCAUUGAACCUUUUCACGACAAAAUUUGACCAGGUGCUCGAGCUGGUGGAGAAGAGGGCGGAGACUGUCGAUUAUGUUAUCUUGGAUACGCCUGGUCAAAUAGAGAUCUUUACCUGGUCUGCAUCUGGUGCUAUCAUUACGGAUGCUGUGGCCUCGUCUUUACCCACCGUUGUGGCGUAUAUCAUCGACACUCCCCGUACAACCGCUCCCGCCACCUUCAUGUCGAAUAUGUUGUACGCUUGCAGUAUCCUCUACAAAACCAAACUCCCGUUCAUCCUCGUCUUCAACAAGACCGACGUUCAACCACACGACUUUGCGCUAGAAUGGAUGCAAGAUUUCGAAGCGUUCCAGGCGGCGCUGGCCUCCCAUCAAGGGACGACGGACGACGAAGGGGAGCCUACGUACAUGAAUAGCCUGAUGAACAGUAUGAGUCUGGUUCUAGACGAAUUUUACAAGCACCUGAAGGCCGUAGGUGUGUCUAGCAUGACUGGAGACGGCGUAAAGGAGUUCUUCGACGCUGUAGAAGCUUCUAGAGGAGAAUACGAGAGGGAAUAUCUCCCGGAACUAACGCGCGCAAAAGCUCAGCGUGACGAGACACUGAAGCAGAAGCAAGACGAGUCGAUGAGCCGUGUGAUGAAGGAUCUUGCCGUUGACCGUGAACGUAACCCGGCUGCCGCUGCUGCAGACCGGUGGGAUCCUGAAGAGGAGGAAGAGGAAGACGAGGGAGAUGACAUUGAUAUCAUUGAUCGAAGUGAAGAGCCGUGGCCUGGCCAGUACAUAGACCUAACUCAGUCUCGACGAAGAGAGGACGAGGGGAUGUCGUGGCCGAGGCCCACAUAGUACAUUGACACUGUACCAGCAAGACGCAGCGUGUAACUUUAACAUCCCCUGUACAACGCGAUAGAAGCGAGCGGAGUAUACUCGUAUACUCCAACACGACGAUAUCAGGCUUGCGUCAUGGUGGUUACUAUGCGAUGGUGGCUUGACCAGCAUGAUGAGAAUAUCC
Stereum hirsutum FP-91666 SS1 is the source of this 1358-nucleotide messenger RNA. RefSeq names its product XPA-binding protein 1. The transcript has 7 exons. NCBI's taxonomy places the organism in Eukaryota, Fungi, Basidiomycota, Agaricomycetes, Russulales, Stereaceae. The record is from RefSeq and is a predicted model, not a curated record. Gene Ontology annotation, molecular function: GTPase activity. Bases 68 to 1192 code for a protein of 374 amino acids.